Messenger RNA from Lasiosphaeria miniovina, 684 nucleotides. RefSeq names its product Hemopexin-like domain-containing protein. The record is from RefSeq and is a predicted model, not a curated record. The transcript has a single exon. The coding region runs from base 1 to 684 and encodes 227 amino acids. NCBI's taxonomy places the organism in Eukaryota, Fungi, Ascomycota, Sordariomycetes, Sordariales, Lasiosphaeriaceae.
AUGGGUAGAACCUCGUUCCUCGCUCCCUCUUCUAAGAAGAACGAAGCCUACUUCUUUCACGGCACCAAGUACGCCCGUGUGUACUUUGUCCCCAGCUCGCCCACCGAGGAGAUCACGUACGGCCCGGCGAGCGUCGCCAAGGAGUGGAAGACGCUCGUCGAGGCCGGCUUCGACACGGUCGACGCCGCGCUCCCGGUGCCGGGCCACGACGGCGAAGUUUACUUCUUCAGCGGCGUCAACUACGUCAAGAUCCGCUUCACGCCCGGCACGCCGGACGAGCGGAUCACCUUCGGCCCGCGCAAGAUCGCCGACAAGUGGAAGACGCUCGCGCAGGCGGGCUUCGAGACGGUCGACGCAGUGCUGCCCGUGCCGGGCGUCGAGAACGAAGCCUACUUUUUCAACGGAAACCGCUACGUCAAGAUCCGCUUCACGCCGGGCUCCGCUGAUGAGCAGAUCGUCUACGGCCCGGCCAACAUCGCCGACGAGUGGAAGACGCUGGCCAAGGCCGGCUUCAGCACCAUCGACUCGGCGCUCCCCGUCCCCGACCAGUCAGGAGAGGCCUAUUUCUUCAGUGGCAGCCAGUACGUCAAGAUCAAGUUUGUGCAGGGCUCGCCGACUGAGGAGAUCCUCUACGGCCCCACCAGCAUCACCAAGGAGUGGAAGUCACUUUCGUGGGGCUGGUAG